AUGGGAACUGUCAAGAGUGGAGGACUCUCAGACAGCCUCAGGCACCAUAAGUCCCCACUACGUCCAGUGGUCUGCCUGGUCUACCUCAGGCACCAUAAAUCCCCACUACCUCCAGUGGUCUGCCUGGUCUACCUCAGGCACCAUAAAUCCCCACUACCUCCAGUGGUCUGCCUGGUCUACCUCAGGCACCAUAAAUCCCCACUACCUCCAGUGGUCUGCCUGGUCUACCUCAGGCACCAUAAAUCUCCACUACCUCCAGUGGUCUGCCUGGUCUACCUCAGGCACCAUAAAUCCCCACUACCUCCAGUGGUCUGCCUGGUCUACCUCAGGCACCAUAAAUCCCCACUACCUCCAGUGGUCUGCCUGGUCUACCUCAGGCACCAUAAAUCCCCACUACCUCCAGUGGUCUGCCUGGUCUACCUCAGGCACCAUAAAUCCCCACUACGUCCAGUGGUCUGCCUGGUCUACCUCAGGCACCAUAAAUCCCCACUACGUCCAGUGGUCUGCCUGGUCUACCUCAGGCACCAUAAAUCCCCACUACGUCCAGUGGUCUGCCUGGUCUACCUCAGGCACCAUAAAUCCCCACUACGUCCAGUGGUCUGCCUGGUCUACCUCAGGCACCAUAAAUCCCCACUACGUCCAGUGGUCUGCCUGGUCUACCUCAGGCACCAUAAAUCCCCACUACGUCCAGUGGUCUGCCUGGUCUACGUCGAGGUUAGUCACUCCACCCCUCGCACCACUUCCACACCGUCACACCCCACCCCUCGCACCACUUCCACACCGUCACACCCCACCACUACCACACUUACCCUCACCUACUGUAUGGCCCCACCAUCCUCCAUACUCCAACCCCCUCUCCAUCCACUACUACCACCAUACUCCAACCCCCUCUCCAUCCACUACCACCAUCCUCCAACCCCCUCUCCAUCCUCUCCAUCCUCCAUCCUCCAACCCCCUCUCCAUCCACUACCACCAUCCUCCAACCCCCUCUCCAUCCACUACCACCAUACUCCAACCCCCUCUCCAUCCACCAUCCACCAUACUCCAUACUCCAACCCCCUCUCCAUCCACAACCACCACUAUCACCUCUCCCCAACCUACCAUCCACUACCACCACUACCCUCUCCCCAACCUACCAUCCACUACCACCACUAUCACCUCUCCCCAACCUACCAUCUAGGGUGA
Engraulis encrasicolus (European anchovy) is the source of this 1185-nucleotide messenger RNA. RefSeq lists its product as uncharacterized. Lineage: Eukaryota; Metazoa; Chordata; Actinopteri; Clupeiformes; Engraulidae. The transcript is spliced from 3 exons. Bases 1 to 1185 code for a protein of 394 amino acids. The record is from RefSeq and is a predicted model, not a curated record.